Saccostrea cuccullata (small rock oyster) is the source of this 4042-nucleotide messenger RNA. RefSeq names its product polypeptide N-acetylgalactosaminyltransferase-like. The coding region runs from base 259 to 2049 and encodes 596 amino acids. Gene Ontology annotation, cellular component: Golgi apparatus. Gene Ontology annotation, molecular function: polypeptide N-acetylgalactosaminyltransferase activity. NCBI's taxonomy places the organism in Eukaryota, Metazoa, Mollusca, Bivalvia, Ostreida, Ostreidae. Gene Ontology annotation, biological process: protein O-linked glycosylation. The record is from RefSeq and is a predicted model, not a curated record. The transcript has 15 exons.
CACUCCCUCUAAUGAUAACAGACGGGAUUGACAGACAGUCGUUUAGUCUAUGCGUUAGAACAAGCCGUGUCUUGGGUGCUGGAGUAAUACACACCGUCUGUAAUACAACACGUGUAUUGAUCGGGUACACAGAGAGUUAUCAGGGGACACCGGAAAACUACGACAUCGGUCAGAAAUAGAAACUGUUGACAGUUUUGUGUGCACGAUGGAUUAAAACCGUGGGAAAAACGAUGUGACAAAAAUACUGAAUUAAGUGACAUGCCUCGGAGAAAGUGUCGGUGGGUGCUGUUUUUGGGGCUGCUCUGGGCCGUGCUGCUGAUCAUGUACCUGUACCGGACGCCCGGGGACAAGGUGGAUGAUGGUGAGUCGGCAAAUCACUUUGACAAUGGAGUUCAGCAGGUCAUAGUUCCACAGCCAGACGGCGGUCAGGAAAUCCCGAAUCGAGUCGCAGAACAGUCUCAGCAUCGACAGGAAGUGAGAGAACAGGAAGUGAGAGAACAGGAAGUGAAGGAGAUGGAGGUGGAUGAGGAAGCAGGGGAUAUUCCCUGGGAGGAAUUCGACGAAAAAAAAUACAUCGACAAAAAACGGUGCCACGCAGGUCAGGACUGCUACAACAGAAACAAGUUCAACCAGCUGGCCAGCGACAACACCAAGAGUAACCGACACGUACCAGACACGAGGAACGCUAUGUGUAGAGACGAGAGGCACAGCUCUGACCUUGACCCCACCAGUGUCAUCAUUACCUUCCAUAACGAGGCCAGGUCAACUUUACUACGCACCAUAGUCAGCGUGUUCUCUAGAAGUCCCGAACAUUUGAUAAGGGAGAUAAUCCUGGUAGAUGACUUCAGCGAUGAUCCCUCGGAUGGGGAGGAAUUAGCCAAAAUAAAGAAAGUGAAGAACCUCCGGAAUAACAAGCGAGAGGGGCUCAUGAGAUCCCGGGUCAAGGGGGCGGACGUGGCCAAGGCCCCCAUUCUGACCUUCCUAGACAGCCACUGUGAGUGUAAUGUCGGGUGGUUAGAGCCCCUACUGGACAGGAUAAAAGAAGACAGAUCUCGAGUUGUGAGUCCCAUCAUAGAUGUGAUAAACAUGGACAACUUUGAGUACAUCGGAGCCUCCGCUGAUCUCAAGGGAGGAUUUGAUUGGAAUCUGGUUUUUAAGUGGGAUUACAUGACUCCAGAGGAAAGAAACAAACGAGCAGGAAAUCCAAUUCAACCAAUCAGGACUCCCAUGAUAGCUGGUGGUUUGUUCAGUAUAGAGAAAAAGUGGUUUGAGGAGCUUGGAAAGUAUGACAAGAAUAUGGAUGUCUGGGGUGGUGAAAAUCUAGAAAUCUCAUUCAGAGUUUGGCAGUGUCACGGAUCUCUAGAAAUCAUCCCUUGUAGUCGAGUGGGUCAUGUCUUCAGGAAACAACACCCCUACACAUUCCCUGGGGGGAGCGGAAAUGUUUUUGCACGGAACACUAGGAGAGCUGCCGAGGUGUGGAUGGACAAUUAUAAGGAGUUCUAUUAUGCUGCUGUUCCCUCCGCUAAAAUGGUCAACUUCGGAGAUAUCUCAGAGCGAGUUGAGCUCAGGAAAAAAUUAAGUUGUAAACCCUUCAAAUGGUUCCUAGAAAAUGUUUACCCAGAACUCAAGGUGCCUGGCCACCAGGAUCAGGCCUUUGGCAGCAUUCAACAAGACAACAACUGUAUGGACACACUGGGCAAUUUUGCUGAUGGGAACCUGGGAAUAUUUCCUUGUCACUUUGCGGGUGGAAAUCAGGUCAAUGAAAAUCAGGAGUUUUCCCUGACAAAGGAGGGCUUUAUACGCCACCUUGACCUUUGUGUGACCUUGACUGGCAGUAUGCCAGGGACUGUUGUCAAACUGUUUCAAUGUCAGGAGGGCAACACUUUACAGAUCUGGGAGAGAAUUAACAGUGAUACAAUGUUAAAAAGUCAUAAUUAUGACCUGUGUAUAGAUAGUCAGGAGGUGCAGAUGAAGGGACUGAUUGUAAACGCUUGUCAGCCGGGGUCAACAUCACAAAAGUGGAGCUUUGCCAUCAGCAAAGGGGGAUAACUCUCUCCAAUCAAAAGGCAUUAACUCCUUGGUUCUGUCAAAAAAGGGGAAUAACUCUAGUCAUCCAUCUCUUCACCUCAGCUGACAAUCAAAGAUUGUAAAAGAAAACCAUUAUUUUAUGGUUUUAUUUAUUUUACACCUUCGUUUGUAAUAAGAAGAUUGUUAAGUUAGAGUGAUUGUCUUUGUGAUUUUGAAUUGUUAAAGUUUACAUAUUUUGAUUUUUUUUUGGUGUACUUAAGAUAAUUUAUGACAAUUUUAAGAUUUGUUUUAGGUUGAAUGUGGUUUGACUUAAAGUCAUCUUUUGUGUGAUGAAAAUGUGUUAUAAAGAAUUAUCAUUCCAGUUAAAUUGCUAAAGGUUGUAAAAUGUUGUAAUGCAUGCAUGCUGACACUAAUAUUGACCAUGCAUGGCACCAUAUUGAAUGUUUUUGUGAUAGGUUUAUUACUUUAGACAUACAGCUUUAUCAUCAUCAUCAAACCUUUAUCUGAUCUAUUAAGAGAUCAAACCAUUAGUAUAUAAAAGUCAUUGAAUUCCAUUUUUUCUGCAAAUGUGUACUGGGUUAUAUUAGCAUCUGAUCUUGUAGAGCUAUUUUUAGCAUUCAUUGACCUUCAUUAAUUUUAUUAUGCAUGCUUUAAAUAAUUGUUUAAAGUAAGUUAUCACAUAAUUUUACUCUUAAUUAAGAGAUUUUCUCUAGUGCAAAUAGUCAAUGUAUGGAUAUUUUUUGUCUGAUUACAAGUACACUGUACUUGGUAAGUUCUUUGUUUCUGAGAGAAUUUAUUGGUCCUAAUGACCUACAUGUAUUUAUCAUAUACAGUGUAUAUAAUACAUCUGAAAAUUUUUGUAAUGCAUCAAUCAUUUCAGACUAUACAUGCAGUAAUUAUAUUACAGCAAGUAAUAAUAUUCACAAAAAAUAUCUAGAUUGUAUAAAAUUGAAUUUGGAAACUUAUUUUGGCAUUGCAUGGAUUUUUUUUCAAAUGAUUUUUUUGCCAAUUUCUACUUGCCCGAGAAUAAAUUAUAUACUAUUAUUCAUUUUAAUGAAAUAAUGUCAGUGGUAAAGUUUGUUUUGCAUUCUUGUGCAUUUUUAUUGCAUGGAUAUAGUGUGGGGACUGUUGAAUUCUCUCGAGUGCUUUAAGUAAUGUGAUAGUUUUAAUUAUGUUUAUGAACUUUGUUUACCAUGACAAACAAACAAAACACCGCCCCCAACACCUACAAUGUGUGCCAAAUUCUACAUCAAAUUUGACUCUUUGUUUUUAGAAGGGGAAAUUCAGACCAAAAACAGGACAGUUGUUAUCUUUUUUUGAGGAGCUCUCCUGUGCCCCUUCACAUAAAAGUCCAUAAUUCAGCAAACCUCAGCCGAUUUUGUCACCUUCAUACAAAUUGUCUGAGGUGUGUCAAUGGAUGAUGCCAUAUCAGGGACCUGGAUUAUAACUCCACAUCUCUUAACUACCCACCAGUCUUCCACAGAUGUUUUAUCCCCAAGACAAGGAGUCCAAUAAUGGCUUUAACUUAUCUCAAGUAAUGUCAAUAGUACAGUACAUCAAAAUAUCUGGUUCUCCCAGUCUUUUUAUUUAGUGUGGAAUAGAAAAGAAGAAUUAAAGGCUUUUCUGCCUAUUAAUUUUUUUGGAUUUUUCCCCCUAAUUUUUUUUCUACCUGCAUGGAAUUUUACAAAAUUUAAAUGUAAGUUGUUUUUAAAUGCAUGCAAGAAUUUCCUUCUCAAAUUCUGUUAUCAUGAUUUAAUAAUAAAUUACUUUAAUUAACAGGAAAGUUCUUACAUUUUCCAUAAUGCCUAAAGGUUUUACUAUGGAAACGUGCCCCUAAGUUAAAGUUCAUAAAUUUGGUAUAUUAUGUUUUACUUAGUUAUGCAAUCUUGCUACAACCAAGCUGCUUCAGUAAUUCUAUAAGCUUCCAUUCAUUUAUGUUUAUGUAGUUUAUAUUUAGUUUUUAAAUUUAAUCUUUGUUAGUUGUUAUAAUGUGAUUUUAUGUGAUAAAUUUUUG